This is a messenger RNA of Magnolia sinica, 1635 nucleotides long. RefSeq names its product UPF0481 protein At3g47200-like. Lineage: Eukaryota; Viridiplantae; Streptophyta; Magnoliopsida; Magnoliales; Magnoliaceae. Bases 1 to 1395 code for a protein of 464 amino acids. The record is from RefSeq and is a predicted model, not a curated record. The transcript has a single exon.
AUGGCCGAAGAACGCCUCACAGACGAAGCCGUAAGGGAUCCAAUUAAGGAGUGGUUUAUUCCCAUAUUUGGCGAAGAUGAUCACCAGCAACCCGAACCGGAAGCCAAGUCCAAGCAUCCGAUACCGAAGGCGCCGGCCAAAUUUCGCGAGUAUAAACAGGAGAAGAAGUACUUCGAUCCUCGGGUGGUGUCAUUGGGACCUUACCACCACGGUAAGGAUCUUCUCAAGCCAAUGGAGAAGUACAAGAUCACGGCAGCUAAACAAUUCGUCGAUGACUUGAAAGACGAAACUGGAGGGAGGGGAACGAUCUACAAAAAGUUCAUGGAAUUGACAGGGGUGUGGAAAGGGUUCUACGAUGCCGAGAUGGUGCCCAAAAGGAUCAGCGACGAUGCCGAGAUGGUGACCAAAAGGAUCAGCGACCAUGAUUUCGCACGCAUGAUGUUCUUGGAUGGUUGCUUCGUUUUAUAUUUCAUCGAAAACGAGCUCCCAUUCGAUGGAAGAGCAACGAUGUUAGAGAUAAGCAAUAACCUGAUUCCUCUCAUUAUUCGGGACAUGUUCUUGAUCGAAAACCAGCUCCCAUUCGAAGUCCUUGAUGCAUUGAUAAACUUGCGAUGGGGCUCUAUCAGUGAAGGAAAAGAAAAGAUCUUGAAAUUCAUCGAAUGGAAAGUCUUCAUUCCCAUGGGGUUUUUCGGAAUUGAUCACUUUAUUAUGGCUUUUCUUGGUCUACCGAUUGAUCAACCGCUUGAUGAACGACCGUUCCAUGGAUCGCUUCACCUCCUCGACAUUCUCCGGAACAUUUUGCUGGACUUCCCUCCCUCGAAUGGGGCAGAAAAUGACAGCUCCGAACAGCGUAACUUCGGCUCCGUUACGGAACUCAAGGAGAUUGGGAUCAGGUUCGAGAAGAGAUACAUGCAACCUUUGAUGGACAUAAGUUUCGAGGAACACUUAUUGUUCCCACGACUGUUGCUUCCGACAAUGUUCAUCAACGAUACAACCAUAUCUCUGCUGCUGAACUUGACCGCCUUCGAGAUGUGCUCUGACAUUCAUUCCGGCUGUGGUGUUACCUCCUACAUUCGCUUUAUGGAUUCUCUCAUCAACCAUGAGGCAGACGUGAAGGAGCUCCGGUCCAAGGGCAUACUCCACCAUUCCCUCGGCAGUGACGACGAGGUGGCGCGUCUAUUCAACACGUGGCCAGGCGAUGUGAGGAACGAUAUCCAACUGUACAGCGGUAUCAGUACGCAGAUCUUCGAGCACCGUAAUAGGAAAGUGAAGAUAUCCAUAGCUAAAUGGUUGAAAAAAUAUUUCGGGAGCCCAUGGACUGCCAUCUCUUUCGUGGCUGCAGUUCUCCUUCUCGUUUUCACAGCCAUUCAGACGUACUUUGCCGCCUUCUCUUGACGUUAAGGAUGCGUUUUGCCUGUGACCAUUUCUGGAUAUUCUACUUAUUUAGUUAGGAUUUCCAAAACUCUCUGAAAGAAGAGAUGCUCUGUCCCUUUCCUCAACGAUCGAGUGUAUUUUCAUUAUCUUUCCUUCUAUUGUUGCGAUCGUCUGUAUCUACGUUAGUUUCAAAUUAUCGUGUAUUGUAUCUGCAUCCGUAUUUGUGACGUAUUUUGAUGGAAUUUUUAUCCUUCUAUUAUA